AUGUUUUUCUCCUUUAGGCAAUGUGGUUUGGAUGAAGUAUGUAUGGAAGAUUUCUUUCAAUCACUGACAAAGCUGAGAAACCUAAGAGAUCUGAGGUUGGAAAAAUGGUCCCUUACACAGUCCUGCAGCAAGCAACUUGUUGAAGUCUUUAAGACAAACCAGAAGUUGAAGGAGUUAAAUUUAUUCCUCAAAGACACAAAUGAGAGAGCAAUGGAAUUACUGUGUGAGGGGCUCCAACAUCCAGACUGUAAAAUAGAAAUACUAGAGGUUGGUGGAGAGGCCAUGGCCAAAUUCUGCAGCAGACAUCUUGGAGAAUUAUUCAGAAGAAACCAGAGAUUAAGAGAUUUAAAGUUGUGGGUGUUCAGUCCAGAAUAUGGAGUAGUGGAAAGGCUGUGUGAGGGGCUCCAACACAGAGACUGUAGAGUAGAAAAACUAUGGCUCAAUGAAGAGUUUGUGACUGAACCCUGCAGCAGUCAUGUUGCAGAAGUAUUAAGCAGAAACCAGAGCUUAAGAGAGUUAUGGUUGUACCUAAUACAUCCAGAGGACGAAGCAUUCCAAAUACUGUGCGAGGGGCUCCAACAUCCAGACUGUAAAGUAGAAAGACUCUGGCUUAUUGGAAACACCAUGACCGAAUUUUGCAGCAUGCAUCUUGCAGAAGUAUUCAGAAAAACCCAGAGAUUAAGAGAGUUGUGGUUGUGGCUCUGCAAGCCAGAUGACAGAGUGGUGGAGAUGCUUUGUGAGGGGCUUCAACACCCAGACUGUAAAGUAGAAAAACUAGGGAUUCAUGAAGAUUUUGUGAAGUCCUGCAGCAGGCAUUUUUUAGAAGUACUCAAGAAAAAUCAGAGAUUGAGAGAGUUACAGUUAUUUCUCUACAUUCUAGAUGAAAGAGUAGAGGAAAUGCUGUGUCAGGGGCUCCAACAUCCAGAUUGUAAAAUAGAAAAACUAAGGCUUGAAGGGAAUUUCCUGAAAGAAUCCUUCUGCAGGCCUUUUGCCGAAAUACUCAGGAAAAACCAAAGACUGAGAGAAUUAGAUUUGUUCCCCGACUACUUAGAUGACAGAGUAAUUGAAAUGCUAUGUAAGGGGCUCAAACAUCCAGACUGUAAGAUAGAAAAACUAGGACUUGGUGCAAAAUUCUUGACUCAAUCCCCCAGCAGGCAAUUUACACGUGUACUCAGGUUGAGAGACUUUGAGUUGUUUCCCACCUACAGAGAUGACAGAGCAGCAGAAAUGCUUCCUGCAGGGCUUAAAUAUUCUAACUAUAAAUUGAAAGCACUACGGAUUAGUGGAGAGCAUUUGAAGGAAUCCUUGGGGAGACAGAUUGCAGGAAUUGUCAAGAUAAACCAGAAACUACGUGAAUUGCAUUUGCAUGGUGACUGCAUUAGUGACUAUGAGGUGAAGCUGAUCUGGGAAGAACUGAAACACUCAGGGCAUAAGUUAAAGGAGCUAUGGUUGAAUGGAGAACAUAUUGUACAGAAGGGUAAAUGGAUGGACAUGGAACAUGCAGCUAGAGCCUCCAGUGUAAAUGCUUCUUCCUCAUGCUUGCUUGUUUGAUCUAGUUUUAUUUCCAUGUAGAAUAUGGUUAGGAAGAGUUGGAAUUUAAUAUAUUUCAAGUGAAAGUCCGAAGAACAUUCUUUCAGAAAACUAUAACCUGAACUGAGGACUUUUCUGUCUUUUCAGCUGAAAAAUGCAACAGGAAUGAAAGCACACAAACCUAUUAAUGAAAAUGUGGACAAUAAAACAUAAUUUAUUGACCUUUUGAAUCUUCAAAAUCCAAAGGAAUUCAAAAUCCAAAGGGAGAACCAGUGAAAUUUGGGAGGACAUAUCAAUAGCUAAUCAACGAAUCGAAUAAUGAGACAGUAUACUUAUGGCAAAAAUGGCUGAUCCGCAUGGCCAGAUAGCCUAGUCAGGUGUUUGAACCCCAACCAUUUCCAGGGGGAGGAUGAGAUAGCAAUAGCAAUAGCACUUAGAUUUAUAUACCACUCCAUAGUGCUUCGCACAACUCUCUGAGUGGUUGACAAACAUUAGCAUAUCUGGAACAAAACUAAGGAGAAUCUAGGUCCUUAUUUUACCAACCUUGGACGGAUGGAAGGCUAAGUAAACCUGGAGCCAGUCAGAAUGGAUCUCCUAUCCGUGGGCAGAGUUAGCCUACAAUACUGCAUUCUAACCACUGCGCCACCAAGGCUCCUAGUAUGAUGUUAUCCUACACCCCUAUCUUCCUGCUUCAAUAUGAAAAAUAAAGUCAUUUCUGGCUUUUUCCAGUCCAGAAGUGUUCCCCAGUUUGCUUCUUCUGCUCUUCUUCCAUCUGAGCAACUCCUGCCCUUCACGCACCCACUGGGUGUUGUGGCAGGGAUGGUCCCUCUCCCGGGUUAAUGGUUGCUGCCCCGCAUACCGUAGACAUUCACUGGAUAUAUAGAAAUUAUAUUGUCCAUUAUGCUUAACAAUUUCCAAUGCUUAAAUAUGCUUGCAUGAGGAACAGGGCUAGGAAAGAUUGGAAUUUAAUAUUUUUAUUUAAAGGAACACCUUUGGCCACAGAUUUUGCCUUGAUUAAUUUCUGAUGUGUCAUUGAUUUUGACUGUACUGCAAUUGCUUCAUUUACUGUAACUGAUUAGUCUGCUUCAAUCUUUAUGAAAUAUAUAUAUCACUGGAGCAGAACAUACUUAGCUCAGGACUGAACCCAACAUGUAAAUCUGAUUUUACAUGAAGUUCUCACAAUUUUUCUAUAAAUUGUUGCUGGUUUGCCUGUCACCUCAAUAAAUUUUGAACUGAUU
Protobothrops mucrosquamatus (brown spotted pit viper) is the source of this 2768-nucleotide messenger RNA. Its product is annotated as ribonuclease inhibitor. NCBI's taxonomy places the organism in Eukaryota, Metazoa, Chordata, Lepidosauria, Squamata, Viperidae. The record is from RefSeq and is a predicted model, not a curated record. The transcript has 10 exons. Gene Ontology annotation, biological process: positive regulation of inflammatory response. Bases 1 to 1551 code for a protein of 516 amino acids. Gene Ontology annotation, cellular component: cytoplasm.